AUGAUAAGUGAAGAUCUUGAUAUUGAAAUAACAAGUAACGAAAAGGCCACACUCAAUAUGUGUACAAAGCUUAUAUGUGAUGAUAUGGCUGCCCAUCCUUCGUUGAUCACUCUUGGUCCUAAUCCUAGUUGGGGGUCUAUACCAACUUCACUAGAUGUCUCAGAAACUGGGCAUCAACUGCAAGAGUUGCACAUCUCUGAAGGGACCGCCAUAAAAGAUUACAGUCUUGGAACCUAUGAAUCUAAGGCAGCUUUGCGUGUGGUUCAAAAGCGAACAAAGAAAAACAAGUGUUCUGCUCUUCUUUGUGUGAAAGGAUUCUUUAAGACAUUCAAGUUUUAUGAAUUUGUUGUUACAAAAGAUCAUGCAGAGCAUACUCCUGGUGAUAUGCCUAGUGACAUUUGCACCCUUCCUCUUGCAAAGAAAUAUCUUCACGAGUUGGCUCAGCAAUUAGAACAGUCGUCAAAAUCUGCUAGUCAAAUUAGAAUUGAUAUGUUGAGAGCUAUCAAUGAAAAGCUGUAUCAUUUUGACAAAGACCAAAUGACUUCUUUCUUAAUCUGGAUAAACAACAAACUUCCUGCCUUAAACUUCAACAUCUUUAAGGCAAACACUUCAUAUUCUCCAGAUCCAUCAGCCUUUGCAUAUGGUUUUAUGUCACCCGUUCAGCAAGAAAAAAUGAAAACUGCAACUUCUUUCUGUUUGGAUGCUACUCAUGCAAUCUCUAGCAACAUGAAUGAGAUUCUUUAUACCCUUUUGGUGCGGGAUGAAGAUAUUGGUAGAGGAUGGCCUGUUGCCUUUAUGGUAACCAAUGAUCAAGGUGUAAGCCCCAUUGUGCAGUGGCUGCAGUUCUUGAAGAGAUCUUCUUUGCUUGUUGACCCAAAGCAAUUUACUAUUGAUUGUUGUGCAGCAGAAGUUCAUGCCAUUCAGACAACUUUCCCUGCAACAUCCAUUCAAUUUUCCAUCUUUCAUGUAACCCAAGCAUGGAACCAAAAGUUAUCUGACAGUGUGAAGAUUCUUGGAUCCUUAUUAUCACAGGCACAAAUUUUACAUGGUUUUAAAGAAGACUUUGACGACCAAGAAAGCUUCUUGGAUUACUUUGAGAGAAACUGGUGCACAGAAGCAAAGUUUAAGAUCUGGAGUAGAGCAUACCAUGAACAACAAUUCUCCCAUAUGCUCACAAAUAACUAUAUCGAGUCCUGA
Molecule: messenger RNA, 1197 nt
Organism: Phycomyces blakesleeanus NRRL 1555(-)
Lineage: Eukaryota; Fungi; Mucoromycota; Mucoromycetes; Mucorales; Phycomycetaceae
Exons: 5
Coding region: 1-1197 (398 amino acids)
Source: RefSeq, a predicted model, not a curated record